Aspergillus oryzae RIB40 is the source of this 663-nucleotide messenger RNA. RefSeq lists its product as uncharacterized. The record is from RefSeq and is a predicted model, not a curated record. Lineage: Eukaryota; Fungi; Ascomycota; Eurotiomycetes; Eurotiales; Aspergillaceae. The transcript has 2 exons. The coding region runs from base 1 to 663 and encodes 220 amino acids.
AUGGCCACCUCUCAAAGCACAGGGAUAACCCCAGCCUCGUCGGAAAGUCUCGAAUCGGACCUCCUCGCGCACCUGGCCUCCACCACGGCGCUAGAUGAUCUUCAUGCGACCCUCCUCUGCUCCCUGCAACGCAUGGGCUGGACGGAAAAGGUUCGGAAACUAUCGCAGGAGCUCCUGCGCGGUGGACGAUGCGAGCGAUUUGAUGAUGUUGUUGAGGCCGUGGUUGCGUCCGCGGAGGGACGGAAGCAUCCAUCACUAGCAGGCUUGGACAAUGUGAACGAGGAGGACAAGAAUAGCAACGGCGAUGCGGACGGGUACUUUGAGAAAGUGGAUGUGCGGAUCCCGGAGGCGGUGGUUGAGCAGGGGGUGAGGGCGAUUAAAGAGGUAUUGCGCGAGGUGGUGGUGCUCGAUGAUGAUUCAGAUCUGUUAGACCACCAUGAUUCGCACCAUCACGCUGGUGAUGGGAAGCAGGAGGGCGGCGGUGAAACGAAGACCAAACCAUCCAAGUCGUCCAAGACAGGGGACCAGUCACUAAAGAAUGGUGAUACAAGCCCUGUUAAGAAGACGGAUAAGAAGCCGAAGCCUGGAAAACAGGGUACAUCUGGCUUUGGCAUUCUUGUUUGGAUCACUUGUCAUGGGUCUUCGGGCGAGAUUGGUGUUUAG